AUGUGCUGCGACGUGACGAAGGAUUUCAAACGGGAUCAGAGAAAAGUCUGGAUCGCUUCGGGCAACUAUGCCACUUCUCCUCUUGGUCGACUUUUUCAGCUUGUCAAUGGACACAUCGUGAGUGAAAAAACACUUGCCCUCCUGGAAAAAACCAGUAGUUACCGGAAUCGAUCAUGUUCUGAACUGCAAAACUGUCAAAGGGCACGGAAAGGUCUCAUCAAGGGACAUUCCGGAUUAUGGAGGCCAGCAAGUAAUGCAGAACUUCCUCGAUGGUUGGGAGCCAGAACUAGUCAUAUUCGCAGUGUUCUUGACACGAUUACAGUAGCGUUCUCGACAAAAAAAGCGGUUUCAACCGUAAGCAUAGCAAUGCUUGCCGAUCGAGGACGUCCAAAGUAUGAUGAUCUUGUGUCGAAACAUUAG
This is a messenger RNA of Cooperia oncophora, 420 nucleotides long. NCBI's taxonomy places the organism in Eukaryota, Metazoa, Nematoda, Chromadorea, Rhabditida, Trichostrongylidae. The record is from the annotation of a GenBank genome assembly.